This is a messenger RNA of Drosophila busckii, 2315 nucleotides long. It is a transcript of the gene Akt, whose product is annotated as RAC serine/threonine-protein kinase. NCBI's taxonomy places the organism in Eukaryota, Metazoa, Arthropoda, Insecta, Diptera, Drosophilidae. The record is from RefSeq and is a predicted model, not a curated record. The coding region runs from base 507 to 2087 and encodes 526 amino acids. The transcript has 7 exons. Gene Ontology annotation, biological process: protein phosphorylation. Gene Ontology annotation, molecular function: protein serine/threonine kinase activity; ATP binding.
AAGCGUAAAAGGCAAACGGUACAUGGAAAAAUAAGUGCAUUAUUCGAUUCAUAAUACAUAAAUUCCGCGCACAAGAACAAAAACAAAGUAUUAAAUUGAUGAACAACCGUGCGUGGCAUAUAUUUCUCGUUUUAAAUAUUAUGUGUGGCAAAUAGCACACCUAAAUUCUCAACACACACACACACACGCUCACUUUUUGUUACACACAACAGAAACAAAAUCGCCAUUGAGCAGAGUCUGGCCUUUUACAUUUGGCGAAAAGAGCAGAAAAUCAAAAGCAAAAGUGGAUUCUUUUGCCUAAAUAGCAAAUGCUCUCAUUUUAGAGCCCUAGACGGAUGUCACGCAUAUUCGAGCUUAAUGGCAUAGACGAACUGUUUGCAACAUAUGCGCGGCAUGAAAUUGUGUUAAGUAUACGCUUGGAUCAAUUGAGUUUAAGCAACAGCAGCAGUGACUGCCACAGCAGCCAAGGCUAACAAUAAAAUAUCAGAAGAAAGAAAACAAUUGCAAUGUCUUUGUCAACGGCAAGAACAUCGCCGAUCACACAAAUGGAGCAACAGCCGAAUUCACGAGCCAAUAUCGUUAAGGAGGGCUGGGUAAUGAAGCGAGGCGAGCACAUCAAGACUUGGCGACAACGUUACUUUGUGCUACGCGCCGAUGGCACAUUAAUUGGCUAUCGUACCCAGCCUCCACAGAAUACACAGGGCGAGCAGAUUCUCAACAAUUUCACAGUGCGUGGCUGCCAGAUAAUGACAGUGGAUCGCCCGAAACCCUAUACAUUCAUCAUACGUGGUCUGCAGUGGACGACUGUGAUUGAACGCACAUUUGCCGUCGACUCGGAGCUUGAGCGUGAACAGUGGACCGAGGCGAUACGCAAUGUGGCCAGUCGGUUAAGUGAAAAGGGUGAUACAUAUACGUCCCCAUCGUCACAAAGCGACAUGGGAGAUGUCGAUAUGGCGAGCAUUGCCGAGGAGGAGCUAUCCGAGCAGUUCUCCCUGCAGGGCACAACGCGUAACAGCAGCGGUGUCAAGAAAGUCACACUGGAGAACUUUGAGUUCCUCAAGAUGCUCGGCAAGGGCACCUUCGGCAAGGUGAUCCUGUGUCGCGAGAAGGCCACAGCUAAAUUGUAUGCAAUUAAAAUUCUCAAAAAGGAGGUCAUCAUACAAAAGGAUGAAGUGGCGCAUACGCUUACCGAAAGCCGCGUACUCAAGUCAACAAAUCAUCCGUUCCUUAUUUCACUCAAAUAUUCAUUUCAAACCAACGAUCGCCUUUGUUUUGUCAUGCAAUACGUGAAUGGUGGUGAGCUGUUUUGGCAUUUGAGCCAUGAUCGUAUCUUUACGGAGGAGCGCACACGCUUUUAUGGUGCCGAAAUAAUAUCGGCAUUGGGCUACUUGCAUUCGCAAGGCAUUAUUUAUCGUGACUUAAAGCUGGAGAAUCUAUUGCUGGACAAAGAUGGUCACAUAAAGGUUGCCGAUUUUGGUCUAUGCAAGGAGGACAUAACCUAUGGCAGCACAACAAAAACGUUUUGCGGCACACCGGAAUAUUUAGCGCCCGAAGUAUUAGAGGAUAACGAUUAUGGGCGUGCGGUAGAUUGGUGGGGCACGGGUGUGGUUAUGUAUGAAAUGAUUUGUGGUCGCUUACCAUUCUAUAAUCGUGAUCAUGAUGUGCUGUUUGCGCUUAUAAUGGCUGAGGAUGUUAAAUUCCCACGCAAUAUCACCGAUGAAGCGAAAGGUCUGUUGACUGGCCUAUUGGCUAAGGAUCCGAGUAAACGCUUGGGUGGCGGUCAGGAUGAUGUCAAGGAGAUACAGCGACAUCCAUUCUUUGCAAGCAUUAAUUGGACAGAGCUUGUGCUGAAAAAGAUUACACCGCCUUUCAAGCCUCAGGUUACAUCGGAUACAGACACACGCUAUUUUGAUGAAGAGUUUACUGGCGAAAGCGUUGAACUGACACCGCCAGAUCCUACAGGACCUUUAGGCUCCAUUGUCGAAGAACCGCUUUUCCCGCAUUUCAGCUAUCAGGGAGAUUUGGCCAACACUUUAGGCACCUCGUCGCACAUUAGUACUUCCACAAGUCUUGCAUCGAUGCAAUAGAACAAGCUACAUGUACGCAAAACUACACAUCAUGUUCUGCUUCAUCACUUAUACCUAUAACUAUAAUAUAUAGCUAUAUUGAGAUGGACAAAAAAUUGCGAGCAAAACCACAAAAAAAAAAAACAAAAAAAUCAAUUUCUAUCGAUAAAAUUAUACACCAAUUAUAACGAAGAUGAUUGAUAGUAACUUAUUUUUCAUAACUAGAACAACAAACAAAGCAACAGCCAC